Messenger RNA from Folsomia candida, 2412 nucleotides. RefSeq names its product glycosyltransferase 25 family member. The record is from RefSeq and is a predicted model, not a curated record. Bases 285 to 2042 code for a protein of 585 amino acids. Gene Ontology annotation, molecular function: procollagen galactosyltransferase activity. NCBI's taxonomy places the organism in Eukaryota, Metazoa, Arthropoda, Collembola, Entomobryomorpha, Isotomidae. The transcript is spliced from 13 exons.
ACUUUUUAUCGGCUGGAUUGCUGACUCUGUUCUUCUCAUCAUCAAGAAAUUAUGUACAAAAUGUGAAAUUGGAGAUGAGCCGAGUUAAUUAAAGGAUCUGCUACAUUAUAAAUUGGGUGCGGUAAUAAGGAGACGAUGAGGAUGCGUUCAGAUCCGGAAUAUUGAGAUUUUUAAUUUAUUUUGGAAGCCAAACGCUAAUCAAUUACCGGUACCGAGGACGAGUCGCUUAAUCUCUAACACUCCGGAUGCAUGCAUGACAAUCAAGACUGAAAAAUAGCCAAAUAAUGACUCACUCAUCCGUUUUAUCCUCGGUCAAAUUUGCACUAGUCGCCAUUCUAUGCUCCACAUUAAUCAAUCGAGGUUUUGGACAAAAAAGCGGAAAUCUUGUCCCAAUUAAGGAUGAUGAUGCAGAUCGAUCCACACUUCCAACAAUUUUAAUUGCAUGCCUUGUUAGAAAUAAAGCUCACACACUUCCAUACUUUUUGACAACAUUGGAAAAUCUUGACUAUCCUCAAGAUAGAAUUGCAAUUUGGAUUAAAAGUGACCACAAUGAGGACAACACCACUCAAAUUCUGAGGACCUGGGGACAGGAAGUUCAAGACUGGGGAUUGUAUCAUUCCGUAUCAAUUGAAAUUAUUGAUGGCCCACCAUUUCGACAAUCAGAUCAGGAAACUGCAUUUACAUGGUCUUCUAAACGAUUUCAAUUAAUUAUGAGGCUGAAAGAGGAAGCCGUCAAAGUGGCCAAAAAGAUUUGGGCAGAUUAUAUUUUUUUCAUUGAUGCAGAUGUUUUUCUCGUCAAUAAUCAAACCUUAAAGAAUUUGGUUGCAAAACAAAAGGACUUGGUUGCUCCGAUGCUUUUAUCUGGUGGAAUGUACAGUAACUUUUGGGGUGGGAUGAAAGACUACUAUUACGUUCGAUCAGAUAACUACAAAGACAUCCUCGACUCCAAGAUAACAGGAUGUUUCGAUGUCCCUUUGAUUCAUAGCGCCGUUCUUAUGAAUAUUCGGAAAAAGAAUCUCCCAAACUAUCACCCUGUAAGCGACGAACCCGAGGAUGACAUUAUUCGAUUUGCUGUUAGUGCUAAAGCCAAGGGAUUUACGAUGGAAGUAUGCAAUGACAUGGAGUAUGGCUAUGUUUUGUCGCCAAUGGAGGAUGAAAGCAGUUUCAAUGCGGAUAACAUACGCUUGCAAAAUUUACGGGUAGAAAUUGCUGUUUACUGGCCCGACGGACUUCCAGUAAGUGAUCUGUUGAAGCAGUUUGUUCAACAGCAAAAUCCGCCUUCAACAAUUGGAUUUGAUCAGACAUAUCUGAUCAACUUACAAAGACGACCUGAUAGAUUGCAGAAAAUGGAUCAUGCUCUUGAGAUUUUGGGAAUUGACUACACUUUAAUCGAAGCUGUAGAUGGAACAGAACUGACCGAGGAGACCUUGGAACAAUUAGGUAUCAAACAAUUAGAAGGGUAUCGAGACCCGUUCUCACAACGCUUGAUGACCUCGGGAGAAAUAGGAUGCUUCUUGAGUCAUUAUAAAAUUUGGGAACACAUGGUGAAAUUUCACGUGAAUACUGCCCUGAUUCUGGAAGACGAUGUUCGAUUCGAACCCUAUUUUGUGUACCAAGUACAACGCGUAUUUGAAGAAACUUCCAACAUUUUCCUCGACUGGGAUUUGAUUUAUCUUGGACGAAAAAGGUCCCAAAAUGCAAAGGAGCCUUGGGUAGAAAAUAGUCAGUAUCUCGUCCAUGUCGACUACUCGUACUGGACAUUGGGUUACGCUCUGACCUUACGAGGGGCAAAAAAACUUUUGGCAGCUAACCCCUUGGAAAAACUAGUCCCAGUUGAUGAAUACUUUCCCAUCAUGUUUGAUAAAUCAAACAACAUGACGUGGAAAAUGGCAUACGAGAAGAGAGAUUUGAAAGCAUUCUCGGUAGAACCCUUGUUGAUGUAUCCCACUCACUAUACGAAUGAGCCCGGUUAUAUUUCUGACACUGAACGAUCAUCGAUUCUUUUCCAACCAAACUGCACUCUCAAAAGAGAUGAGCUUUAAAAAUUUGAAUAUGUGAACUCAAUCAGAGCUUUCAUCCAUGAGGAAAUCUCCCGUUAUGAGAAUCUCUCUAUAAAUACACGCAACUAUUGUCAAUAAUCUCUGAUCUACGUAAACUUUGAACUGCCAAAUAUUUAAUAUCACCAUUGUGCCAUUACCAUUAUACAUAUAAGCUUUUUUAUUAGACUGAUUGUUUUUACCAGUGAAAGUUACCCAUGACCUUAAAUCUAAUAAUUUACUGACCAAUGUUUUUCAACCAGUAACAACCAACCAUAGUCAUUCAGCCACUAACUACUAACUCCACUAACCAAUUUUUACUUCAUUUGUUAUGUUUGAAAUAUUUUAAUAAAUGAAAAUGGUUUAAACCAAAAUA